This is a messenger RNA of Galeopterus variegatus (Sunda flying lemur), 944 nucleotides long. RefSeq names its product family with sequence similarity 173, member B (gene ATPSCKMT). The record is from RefSeq and is a predicted model, not a curated record. The transcript is spliced from 4 exons. Lineage: Eukaryota; Metazoa; Chordata; Mammalia; Dermoptera; Cynocephalidae. Gene Ontology annotation, molecular function: protein-lysine N-methyltransferase activity. Gene Ontology annotation, cellular component: mitochondrion. The coding region runs from base 205 to 900 and encodes 231 amino acids. Gene Ontology annotation, biological process: peptidyl-lysine trimethylation; positive regulation of proton-transporting ATP synthase activity, rotational mechanism; regulation of mitochondrial ATP synthesis coupled proton transport.
AUAUGUUGGAAAGAAAAGAUUUUAGUCUUCCAUUAGUGUCGAAUAGUUUUCUUCAAAACAUUUUAAUUUUGUUAAUGGAAUUUAGAACUCAUUGUGGAGUCAUACUUGUAAUUUAGAUUAUAUUAAGCUAAAUUAUACUUCUUUAAAGAAGCAUGAGUUUAUUGAAAAAAAACACUAUCUUGGAUUUCAGAUUUGGUGCUAUAUAUGUGUUUUCUACUUGCUCUCAAUGUAGGUACACCCCCAGAAAUGCUCGAAGAAGAAAGUCAGUUAAAACAUGUUCUACCUACAAGUCUUGAAGCCAACAGUUUGAAGAAAAGCAAUUGGGGGUUCUUAUUUACUGGGAUUAUUGGUGGGACAGUAGUGGCUGUGUAUGCUUUAGCUACUCCAUUUAUAACACCAGCCCUCCGAAAAAUAUGCUUGCCUUUUGUACCUGCAACUACAAGGCAGGUUGAAAAUGUUGUGCAAAUGUUGCGAUGCAGAAGAGGAUCCCUGGUGGACAUUGGUAGUGGCGACGGACGCAUUGUGAUAGCAGCUGCCAAGGAAGGAUUCACAGCUGUUGGUUAUGAAUUAAAUCCAUGGCUAGUUUGGUACUCCAGAUACCGUGCUUGGCGAGAAGGUGUGCAUGGAUCCGCCAAAUUUUACAUUUCAGAUUUGUGGAAGGUUACGUUCUCGCAGUACUCAAACGUCGUUAUUUUUGGUGUGCCUCAGAUGAUGCCGCAGUUGGAAAAGAAACUUGAACUCGAACUUGAGGAUGAUGCGAGAGUCAUCGCUUGCCGCUUCCCUUUCCCGCACUGGAUCCCGGACCAUGUCACCGGAGAGGGGAUAGAUACUGUGUGGGCAUAUGACAUGAGCACUUUUAGAGGAAAUCAGAAGAGGCCCAGAAAAUUGAUGCAUUUGUAGUCGGUCAUUCCAAUAUAAACUUUACUGAGAGUGCUUUUCAGAAA